AUGUAUGAUGGUGAAAGUAAGUGGUUGAUGCUUGCCGAAGUAGUAGAACACUACAAGCUACAAGGAAUAGAGCACUUCUACCUCUAUGUGAAGGACUAUGACAACUAUACAUAUAAGCUAAUCAAUGACUAUGUCCGAAGCGGCGAUGCUGAAGUGAUCUUUUUCCGAACGGAACGAAAUAGACCAGGAAACGAAUGGCAACCUGUAGGAAUACAGGACUGUCUACAACGAAGUCGUCACCAUUCUCGUUACGUUAUAUUCUCGGAUCUUGACGAGCGCCUAACUCCAAAUGGAAAAUUUCACCUGAAUGGUUACGUUAAGUGA
Necator americanus (New World hookworm) is the source of this 324-nucleotide messenger RNA. RefSeq lists its product as uncharacterized. Gene Ontology annotation, cellular component: cytoplasm. The coding region runs from base 1 to 324 and encodes 107 amino acids. Gene Ontology annotation, molecular function: glycosyltransferase activity. The record is from RefSeq and is a predicted model, not a curated record. The transcript is spliced from 3 exons. Lineage: Eukaryota; Metazoa; Nematoda; Chromadorea; Rhabditida; Ancylostomatidae.